Messenger RNA from Cucumis melo (muskmelon), 1974 nucleotides. Its product is annotated as sugar transport protein 10-like. Lineage: Eukaryota; Viridiplantae; Streptophyta; Magnoliopsida; Cucurbitales; Cucurbitaceae. The coding region runs from base 160 to 1716 and encodes 518 amino acids. Gene Ontology annotation, cellular component: membrane. The record is from RefSeq and is a predicted model, not a curated record. Gene Ontology annotation, molecular function: monosaccharide transmembrane transporter activity. The transcript is spliced from 4 exons. Gene Ontology annotation, biological process: monosaccharide transmembrane transport.
ACUCUUCAGAAUAAUGGAAUCUAAACCUUGAGAAACAAGGGGCUUGUUUUUUUUUUUUUCUUUUUUUCUUUUCCCAUUUUUGUGUAUACUUUUUUGUUGUAAAACAAGAAAAAGAAAAUCUUGGGUUAAAAAUUAGAAAAUUCAAAGAAAACCAAAAAGAUGGCGGGAGGUGGAUUUGUUUCUCAAGGUGGUGGAACGCACCACGAGGGAAAUGUAAAUACUUUUGUUAUUAUCACUUGUUUGGUUGCUGCAAUGGGCGGUCUCAUCUUUGGAUAUGAUCUUGGAAUUUCUGGAGGGGUGACUUCAAUGGAACAUUUCCUCAAGCAGUUUUUUCCAUCAGUUUAUGAACAAGAAGCCAAGGCAUCUGGAGGGAACCAAUACUGCAAGUUUGACAGCCAGUUACUCACACUAUUUACAUCUUCACUAUACUUGGCAGCACUAGUCGCUUCUUUCUUUGCUUCAAUAGUAACCAGGGCAUUUGGAAGGAAAAUGUCAAUGCUCACUGGGGGUUUAGUGUUUUUGGUGGGUUCGAUCUUAAAUGGUGCUGCCGUCAAUGUUGAAAUGCUAAUCAUCGGUCGUUUGUUACUUGGUGUUGGUGUUGGCUUUGCCAAUCAGUCUGUUCCAGUUUAUCUAUCGGAAAUGGCACCUCCAAAGAUUCGAGGAGCUCUAAAUAUCGGUUUCCAAAUGGCCAUUACCAUAGGCAUUCUAGUCGCAAAUCUUGUUAACUAUGGAACGGCUCAAAUUAAAGAUGGUUGGGGUUGGAGGCUUUCUUUGGCUCUUGCAGCAGUUCCAGCAAUAAUGAUGACCGUUGGUGCAUUCUUUCUACCUGACACUCCUAACUCAAUCCUCGAGCGAGGCGACAUGGAGAAGGCACGGCAGAUGUUGAAAAAAAUUCGAGGGUUGGAAAAUGUGGAUGGGGAAUUUCAAGAACUCGUUGAUGCAUGUGAGGCAGCAAAGAAAGUGCAACACCCAUGGAAGAACAUCAUGCAACCAAGAUACAGGCCUCAACUUGUCAUUUGCUGCGUCAUCCCAUUCUUCCAACAGCUUACAGGAAUCAAUGUGAUUACAUUUUAUGCUCCUGUUCUCUACAAAACUCUGGGUUUUGGUGACAGUGCUUCACUUAUGUCUGCUGUUAUAUCCGGUGCUGUUAAUGUCCUUGCAACAAUCGUAUCUAUUGUCACAGUUGACAAGUUUGGUCGAAAAUUUUUGUUUCUCGAAGGAGGUGCCCAAAUGUUCAUCUCCCAGGUUGCAGUUGGAAGCAUGAUAUGGAAGACCUUCGGAGUUAAUGGUGAAGGAUCAAUGUCAGGAGGAGUAGAAGCAGACAUCCUAUUGGCUCUAAUCUGCGUAUAUGUGGCAGGAUUUGCAUGGUCUUGGGGCCCAUUGGGUUGGUUAGUACCAAGUGAAAUCUGCCCGCUAGAGAUCCGAUCAGCUGGACAAGCGAUAAAUGUGUCGGUGAACAUGCUUUGGACAUUCGUCAUUGGUCAAUUGUUCCUGUCGAUGCUUUGCCACAUGAAGUUUGGUCUCUUCUAUUUCUUUGCAGGGUUUGUGGCGCUUAUGACCAUUUUCAUUUACUGGUUCUUGCCUGAGACCAAGAAUGUACCAAUCGAGGAAAUGAACAGAGUGUGGAAGGCACAUUGGUUUUGGGGGAAGUUCAUUCCAGAAGAUGCAGUGAUUGGUCCUCAUGUUAGUAUGGAACCCUUUGGCAAAGGUGUCUGACUUAGAAGUUGCAGCAACACAGCAAUAAGAUUUGUUCUGUGUUUGGAACUUAGAUUUUUGGUAGGAUAUGAGAUAAUUACAAUAAGAAGAGAGUUGUCUUAAUUUUGAUUCUUAAUGAAUGUAGACAUAUCUCACAAUUUUGCCUAACUCAUUCUAAGAUGCUCAAUUUGGGCUUUUAUGGGUGCCUUUGAGAGUGCUUUGUAAUGAUGUUAUAAAUAAGCAGUUGAGUAAAAAAUAGGAUUAUGAUGUUUGGUUCUA